UAAUUUUUUUCAUCGUUGCGCUUUUGUUGCUUUAAGUAAAAAGCAGUUUGUUAAAUAUAACUUUCGUUUCACUCUCAAGUUAAGUUAUUGACUCUUCGUUAUCGCGAGCGUAAGAUUUAUAUUGUCAUUGGCAAUUUAAAUUAUACAUAUCGACAGUUAGCUCAUCAUAACCAAUUAUCAGGUUCCUUUUGAUAGUUAUGAGUUGAUUUCCAGGAUUCUUACGUGGACGUUUUUUGGAUGGAUGAUGAUGGAAUGUUACAACUGCCUGUGCUUGCGGUAUACGUUAGCGGACAUGAGUGGACAAUGAUAAAAUGAGCAUCAUCUAUCUUUAGUCAAGAAUUAAUGUGGAAAUCUACCUGACAUACUAUAUUGCUAGCAAUGGUCACAUUAUGUUGCCACAAACAAUAGACAGACCAUGGGUAGUUCGCGCUUCGACAAUGGCGAGAAACACGUGUAAUCUGAUUAGAAAUAUUGUUGAAAAUAUACAAGUGGCCCCUAAUCCUAAUAAGAAAUUCAUAUCUCUCUCUCUUGGUGAUCCCACAGCCUUUGGAAAUCUCACACCGCCAGACGAGUUGCUACAAGCAGUUCGUGAUAGCAUAGAUCUGAAUGAAAGCAGAUGCUAUGGCCCUACGAACGGUGACUUUAUUGCGAGGCAAGCUGUGGCCGAGUAUUACGCGCACCAUGGGAAGAUUUCACCUGAUGAUGUUAUUCUGUGCAGCGGAUGCGCACACGCAUUGGAUCUGGCUAUAACCGUGCUUGCUGAACCAGGGCAAAAUAUUCUUGUGCCGAGGCCUGGAUAUAUGUUGUAUCAAACUAUAGCAGAAGGAUUGGGUAUUGUAAUCAAAUACUACAAUCUUUUGCCUGAUCAAAAUUGGGAAGUUGAUUUAAAGAAUUUAGAGGACCAAAUUGAUGACAAGACUGCUGCGUUAAUUCUCUUGAAUCCUUCGAAUCCUUGUGGUUCUGUAUAUACAGAGGAACACUUGACAGAUAUAUUACGCGUAUCACUCAAACAUCGUCUACCUAUUAUAGCUGAUGAAAUUUAUGAACACUUUGUUAUAUUUGAAAACAAGUUCACUUCAGUAGCGGCGCUCUCCAAAGAUGUGCCAAUACUUGUUUGCAGUGGUCUAACCAAGCGGUUCUUAGUUCCUGGAUGGCGAAUGGGUUGGUUAGUUAUUCAUGAUAGACAAGGCACAUUUAAUGUAGAGAUUCGUAAAGGCUUAAGGAAUUUGGCCGGCAGAUUGUUAGGACCUAAUAAAUUAAUGCAAUGUGCUUUACCGAAAAUAUUGACAUCGGUACCGAAAAGCUUUUUCCGAGGCAUGAUGUCAUUCAUUGAGAAUCAAGCGAUAUUGGCUUGCGAAGAGUUAGAACGCGCGCCUGGUCUAAGGCCAAUGUUACCACAAGGAGCGAUGUACAUGAUGAUAGAAAUAAAAAUGUCGAUGUUUCCAGCUUUUCGAAAUGAGUUGGAAUUUAUUGAGCGCAUGUAUAGCGAGCAAUCCGUACUGUGUAUACCUGGCCAAUGCUUCCAAUUUCCAAAUUACAUGCGGAUUGUACUCACAGUGCCUGAACAUAUAUUACGCGAAGCCUGUAUGAGGAUACAAACUUUCUGUCGCGAUUACAUAAUGAAGGAAAACCAUAUUAACUAAUUUAGUAACUACAUGCAAAGCCUAUGAAGUAAUUAUACAAUAUAUAAUGUAAAUAAGAUGAAGGUUUAAACAACACGUUUUAUUGGCGACAUCUCAU
This is a messenger RNA of Achroia grisella, 1740 nucleotides long. RefSeq names its product tyrosine aminotransferase-like (gene Tat). NCBI's taxonomy places the organism in Eukaryota, Metazoa, Arthropoda, Insecta, Lepidoptera, Pyralidae. The coding region runs from base 390 to 1643 and encodes 417 amino acids. The transcript has 7 exons. Gene Ontology annotation, biological process: biosynthetic process; aromatic amino acid metabolic process. Gene Ontology annotation, molecular function: pyridoxal phosphate binding; L-tyrosine:2-oxoglutarate transaminase activity; protein binding. The record is from RefSeq and is a predicted model, not a curated record.